This is a messenger RNA of Cuscuta europaea, 686 nucleotides long. NCBI's taxonomy places the organism in Eukaryota, Viridiplantae, Streptophyta, Magnoliopsida, Solanales, Convolvulaceae. The record is from the annotation of a GenBank genome assembly.
GAUACCCACAACUCUUCAUCACGUUUACAUGUAACCCAAAGUGGCCUGAAAUUGUUCGCUACGUCGAGUGUAGAGGACUUGCUCCGGAUGAUCGUCCAGAUAUCAUUUGUAGAAUCUUCAAGAUCAAACUUGAAAUGCUCAUAAAAGACUUGAAAGAAAAUAGACUAUUCGGUGAAGUUAAAGCAGUUGUAUACACUGUGGAGUUUCAGAAACGUGGAUUGCCACAUGCUCAUAUUGUGUUAUGGUUGACGUGAAAGGACACGACUAUAUUGGCAUCAGACAUUGACAGCAUCAUCUCAGCUGAAAUUCCGGAUGAGAAAAAUGACCAUGAUUAUUAUGUUGCUGUCAAAGAGUUAAUGGUGCACGGGCCUUGUGGGGUUCUGAACAAAUCUUCGCCGUGUAUGGAGAAUGGUCACUGCACGAAACACUUUCCGAAGAAAUUUGUGAGACGUACUACAAUUGAUGGAAGUGGAUUUCCCAUUUACAGAAGAAGAGACAAUGGAAGGAGUGUAAUGAAGAAUGAGACUCUUCUUGACAAUAGAUUUGUCAUCCCUCAUAACCGUACAUUACUGCUCAAGUAUGGGGCUCACAUUAAUGUUGAGUGGUGUAAUCAAACCCGGGCAGUGAAAUACCUCUUCAAGUACAUUAAUAAGGGUAAUGAUCGGAUCACAGUAGCAUUCUCUGAG